Molecule: messenger RNA, 1566 nt
Organism: Saccharomycopsis crataegensis
Lineage: Eukaryota; Fungi; Ascomycota; Saccharomycetes; Ascoideales; Saccharomycopsidaceae
Gene: ICP55
Product: aminopeptidase
Exons: 1
Coding region: 1-1566 (521 amino acids)
Biological process (GO): proteolysis
Cellular component (GO): mitochondrion
Molecular function (GO): manganese ion binding; metalloaminopeptidase activity
Source: RefSeq, a predicted model, not a curated record
AUGAUAAGAAGUUCUUUUUACUUGAAACGUUCACUAACGCUGAACCUCAAUCGCUUAAACGGGCAGUGCAAACACAAUGUUAAUCUAAGAAGAUACUCCCAAAGAAUAAUUCCUGAAAUCAAUGCUGGACAACCGUUAUAUGAGACUAGACCUCACAUGUUGAGACCAGGAGAACUUACUCCGGGGAUCACGGCACUUGAAUAUUUUGAAAGAAGGUUGAAACUUGGUGUCAAAAUGAAAAAAGGGUCUGUGGCAGUGAUUCCGGGAAACCAAGUGAAAUAUGCUUCUGGAGCGGUGUUUUACAAAUUUCAACAAAAUACCGAUCUCUUCUACCUUACAGGAUGGGAAGAACCGGAUUCCGUAGCAUUGAUUGAGCAUUUGGAAGACGAGUCUCUUGAUCCCGCUGAUAGAAUCAUUCUUCAUAUGAUUGUUCCUCCAAAAGACGCCCACACCGAGCAGUGGGAAGGGUUCAGAACUGGGGUAAAUGGUGCUGUUGAAAUAUUCAAUGCCGAUGAAGGGGCUUCCAACAAGGAUUUGAAACAAUAUAUUUCGAAAAUAGUUCAAAGAUACGAUACAGUUUACUUUGAUCAAAAUUUUGCGGGGACCAAUUCGGGAUCUUCUAUCUUCAAAUCAUUUUUCUCCAUCAGUGAAAAGGGCCCACAAUGGGAUACCAUCUCUGACGUUGUGAAGAGUUCAAAAAGCCAAAUAAAGUCAUUGACGAGCCUAGUUCGUGAUUUGAGGGCGAAAAAAUCCAAUGCUGAGAUUGAUCUUAUCAGAACCGCCGGGAAGAUAUCUGGUAGGGCGUACAAUGAAGCUUACGCGAACAGAUUCAAGAAUGAAAGAACCUUAGCAUCAUUUUUGGAACAUAAAUUUAUUUCUGGAGGCUGUGAUGGCCAUGCGUACGUUCCUGUGGUUGCUGGAGGUCCUAAUGCUCUUUCAAUUCACUAUACCAGAAAUGACGACGUAUUUUAUGAUGAUGAGUUAGUGUUGGUGGAUGCCGGGGGUAAAUUGGCAGGAUAUCGUGCCGAUAUUUCUAGAACAUGGCCAAUUAGUGGUAAGUUUACCGAUCCACAAAGGGAUCUUUAUCAAGCGGUGUUGAAUGUCAACAAGGAAUGUAUCAAAAUGUGCCGUGCUGAUAGUGGAAAGAGCUUACAUGACAUUCAUCUCAAAAGUGUGGAUUUAUUGUUGAAAGAAUUGAUACAACUUCCAGGGUUGGGUGAUUUAAAAUACUGGGACGUCACCAAAUUGUAUCCUCAUUAUGUGGGCCACAAUUUGGGGCUUGAUGUUCACGACAUUCCAUCUUAUUCCAGAAGUGCCCCACUCAUAGAAAAUCAAGUUAUCACCAUUGAACCAGGGGUUUAUUUUCCUCUUAAUGAUACCAGCUUGCCUAGUUACUACAGAGGUAUUGGUAUUAGAGUUGAGGAUAAUGUUGCUAUUGGUUGGGACACCAAUACCGUGUUGACAACUGAAGCAGCCAAAGAGAUCAUUGACAUAGAAACCAUUGCGGAAAAUGGUCUUUCCUCUCCUUAUAAGUCAGAUAUUGUCGAUAUCCUUGAGCAAGAUUGA